Messenger RNA from Sycon ciliatum, 3361 nucleotides. RefSeq names its product mitogen-activated protein kinase kinase kinase 11-like. NCBI's taxonomy places the organism in Eukaryota, Metazoa, Porifera, Calcarea, Leucosolenida, Sycettidae. The record is from RefSeq and is a predicted model, not a curated record. The transcript is spliced from 2 exons. Gene Ontology annotation, molecular function: protein serine/threonine kinase activity; ATP binding; protein binding. Bases 201 to 2546 code for a protein of 781 amino acids. Gene Ontology annotation, biological process: protein phosphorylation.
UUUGCUUUGUUUUGACAGUUAGAUCUACGGUAGGCAAAUCUAUGCUUCAAGUAAGUUCAGCAAUCUGGACCCUGCACAGGCGUCGGAGCCACAACACGCAUGCAUCGUGUGGAUUCCAGAGUACAGUAAAAACAAAACCGGAUUAUGAAUGAGUCCCAAAUCACUUCCCUCUAUAGCUAUUCUGCUUCGAAUCGUUGCCAAUGGCCAGCUCUUUGGGCCAGCGGGGCCAGGUCUCCGCCCAGAACCUAGUCCCGUCCAAGUAUUUGCUACGUGGCGUGGACCAGGCCGAGCAAGUCUUAGGACGAGGUGCGUACGGAGUGGUGUUUUCAGGGGAUUGGCGUGGCACUCCUGUAGCGAUAAAACGACACCACCCUAUGCUCGUCCUCGAUGAACAUGAACAGUUCUCGACAUUCUAUCGACAGUUUCUGCAAGAGUUUCCGAUGUUGAAGGAGUUGCCGCAUCCGAACAUUGUUCAGGUAUUUGGCAUGGUGGCAGCGACUGGACCUCAUGACACACCUGGAUUGGUCAUGGAGUGUCUUUCGCAGACGUUGCGAAAACGUUGCAGCGUUCAGCCAGCGUUAUCUCUGUUGGAAAAAUGCAGCAUCGCUCUAGGUAUAUCGUCUGCCUUGGAGUAUCUGCAUAGUCGCAGUAUCAUCCACAGGGAUCUGACGACCAACAACAUAAUGCUGUGUGAGGUGGUUGAAGCUGGGGAUGUACAGCUGAAGGCAAAGAUUACAGACGUUGGUGGAGCUGCAGAGCUGGAUGACAGCACACAGGCGCAGAUGAUGACAAUGAACCCUGGAGCCCAGACGUACAUGGCACCAGAGACCCAGCGUGUAUCCAAUGAGCCAGGCCGAACGCAGUACGGUACUCCUGCCGAUUGUUACGCGUUUGGUGUGUGCUUGCUGGCCAUGUGUGUAGGCAGGGAGCCUCCCAACAUUGUCACACUGGCACGCGAAGGAAGAACGAGAGAUCUCCAAGCUCUUGGCUCUGACCAUCUGCUUCAUGACAUGAUCAGCAGGUGUUUGAAAGUGGAUCCUGCUCAUCGUCCGAACGCGACCGCCAUUUGUGCCGGUAUCGGAGCUGUGACUGAGAUUCUACGAAGGCAGCAGCAGCAGCCGACAGCUAGCAGUUCCACAGCUGCAGAUACGCAGGUGGACGCGAGUGAGCCGUCUCCCGACCAAGCCGAGAAGGCACGUCUGCGUCAGGAGCUGCAGGAGCUGCAGGAGCAGCUGCGUAGCGCUGAACACCAGCUGGACACGGCUCAGCAAGCUAUUCAGGACCGGACGGCCGUGUUGGCGGAGAGAGAUCAACUGCUGCAUACCAUUCAAGAGCAGCUGACCGCGGCUCAGCACGCUAUACAGGAUCGGACGGCCCUGCUUGCGGAAAGGGACGAACUGCUGAUGGAGCGAGAUGCAGCAGCUAUACAGCUCAGCGCUAGUGCCGAAUCAGCAGACGCGCACAGGGCGAGAGAAUCGCUGAUGCAUAUUGCAUCCCUGGAAGGAGAGGCUGGCUCGCUGGCUCGUUAUUCACUUCUUCUUGGUCCACCGCCGUUGCCAACAGCUGGAACCUGUCCAAAAGCCACGUGGAAGACUGUCGGGAAACUUCCAAUUCCAAAAGGUGAGCAGCCACGGGUGUAUUCCACUGCAUGUGUUGAUGGGAAGGUCAGUGUUGUUCUGACGGCUGUAAGCAACAUCUACAAAUGUAGGAUUGUUGGCGCUGACGCAAACAACCUUGCGGAAACCGCCUGGUUCGAUAUAUACCUACCGGAAAAUGUCCGUGGCGAUCCCGGCGAAUCGAUAGUGUACUCCCUUAGGCCGCAUAGUGGUAGCCUGUACUGCCUGGCAUUCCACUCAGUCAGGCCAGCCAUUCUUUACAAGCGCUUGCAAAAUGAUCAGUGGCGGGAAGUGGCUCGACUACCGGAGUUUCGCACUGUAUUUUGUAUCACUUUCUUUGACACCCAAGUCAUAGUCGCUGGAGGUUCUACUUCUACGGACACCAGCGUCUUUGUUCCUGCUCAAUCGCAUGUCAUUUCCUUCGAUCUGACUGAGGGGAACACAGAGUGGGUUGCUUGGCCGAACCUACCUGCAUCUGCCGGCAUGCUGCCUUCCCUGCGAGCUAUCGUGUAUGAUGGCUACCUGCAUGUGUUUACAUGUGCUCUUAACCAGCCAGCUGCUACACACGUAGUCUUCUCAAUGCCGGUUACACAGCCUGUGAGAUCACGUCCCUGGUCCAGCACUGUACUGCCUCAUCCACCGCUCAGGCAGUUCUGUCUACAAAUUUUCAACGGCUGUUUGAUUUGCUCUAAACUUGAAUGUGGCACUGGUUCAAGUCAGGGAGAAACGAUCUUCAUGCUGUCACCAGUUUGUCGCCAGUGGCUUCCACUCCUGAACACCGACCUUGUCAACGGCCGUCCUUGUGAUGUUGAUGGCCGUUUGGUAGUCUGUACGCCAAGUAAAAUCAAGCAGCUCUGCUGGGAGUCAGUACCCACAAGUCAACCAAGAGGGUUGUUGGAGUCUUUGUUGGAGUCUGUUUUUCGACUGUAACGGAGGUUCCAAUCUGCCUUUGUGCCUUUCUUUGCAACACAAGGACUCUCUCCACCAGAAGUAAACGCUUAGAUUUUUUCCUUAAAAAGAGAUCACUGCAGGUAUCCUCUCUGCUUUUCAGAUUUGUAUAGUUUGGUACUCCUAGUUUAGAACUGUGUGCUUCUCCCAGCCAACUUGAGUUGAUUCGUGGUGGACUUUUUGUAUACUAAAUCGGACUCUUUGUCUUUAGUAUUGCGUACCGGAAGAUCUCAUAAGUACCCAAAUUCACUGGCCGUCCCGCAGUCGGUUUCUCUUCACAUUGAUCUGUAUUCAUUUUGUAUCGACUGAAGCAUUAUAGUCGAACUCUUCUCUUUUCCUGCACAAGCCCCCCCCCCCCCUCCCAAUCAAUGUUCGCUUUUUCUUGAUUCCAUGCCCAGAGUUCCAUUUUUGCGGCAACAUUUGCCGCCCGUGAUUUUUAAGCCGCCGAGUGCUUUAGGUAAUUAUAGUAUUAUGACCCCGUAGUACCGUCGGGUCUAUGGAACCUUACUUGUUGCUCAUUGGACUCUGCAAAUGACUGUAUAUUGUGCAUAGUGACCCCUCGAACUGCUCGCAAUAGCAUUACAUGUACGUGACAUAGCACACACAUUCAGUUUCUCUAGUAUAACAACUUCACUUUAUUCUUGAUUAUUAUAUUCUUAUAAUAUUCAUAUACAUGUAUGGACUGGUCUACAUGUAUUUGCCCCGCAGGAUUGCAUGGCUACUUUGAUCGUGAUGGUGUCAUGCUUUUCCAAUCAGUGGAUCUAAAACUUCAACUUGCAUGAGUACAGGACAUGUAA